AACUUCUCUCUUCUUUUCUUACAGUGUGCGCUCACCUAGACGGCCGGGCAGUUAGGAUCGUCUAUUGGAUGUGAAACCAGAGAUGCCCGCCAGCCUGAAAUAGAGAGGAAGAGAGCAAGCAGAUUUGAACCUAUCUGCUUUCAAGCUGGUCAUCACGAUGAAACUUAGACACAGGUCUCUGUUGUCCAGGCUGGAGUGCAGUGGUGCCAUCAUAGCUCACUAUAACUUUGAACUCCUGGGAUCAACCAGUCCUCCCGCCUCAGCUUCCUGAGAGCUAGGACUACAGAAAAUAAAAAGCCAGGUGAAGCUUCCAAGGGCCACAAGAAGAUAAGUUGGCCCUACCCUCAGCCUGCAAAGCAAAAUGGGAAGAAAGCAACCUCCAAAGUGCCCUCUGCACCUCAUUUUGUUCACCCCAAUGAUCAUGCCAAUCGAGAGACUGAAUUAAAGAAGAAGAGGGUUGAGGAGAUGAGGGAGAAGCAGCAGGCUGCCCGGGAGCAAGAAAGACAAAAACGCAGGACCAUCGAGAGCUACUGUCAGGAUGUCCUAAGACGCCAGGAGGAGUUUGAGCAUAAGGAGGAAGUUUUGCAGGAAUUAAAUAUGUUUCCUCAGCUGGAUGACGAGGCCACAAGGAAGGCUUAUUACAAGGAGUUCCGUAAGGUGGUGGAAUACUCUGAUGUGAUUCUGGAAGUCCUGGAUGCCAGAGACCCAUUAGGCUGCCGCUGCUUCCAAAUGGAGGAGGCUGUCCUGCGAGCACAAGGCAACAAGAAGCUGGUCCUGGUCUUGAACAAGAUUGACCUGGUCCCCAAGGAGGUUGUGGAGAAAUGGCUGGAUUACCUUCGGAAUGAGUUGCCAACCGUGGCUUUCAAGGCCAGUACCCAGCAUCAGGUCAAAAACCUGAAUCGUUGCAGCAUGCCAGUAGAUCAGGCCUCUGAGUCACUGCUGAAAAGCAAAGCCUGCUUUGGAGCUGAAAACCUCAUGAGGGUUCUGGGGAACUAUUGCCGCCUUGGUGAAGUGCGCACCCACAUUCGUGUGGGUGUUGUGGGUCUUCCCAAUGUUGGGAAGAGCAGCCUGAUCAAUAGCCUGAAGCGCAGCCGCGCAUGCAGCGUGGGAGCUGUUCCUGGAAUUACCAAAUUCAUGCAGGAGGUCUACCUGGACAAGUUCAUCCGGCUGUUGGAUGCUCCAGGCAUUGUCCCAGGGCCCAACUCAGAGGUGGGCACCAUCCUGCGUAACUGCGUCCACGUGCAGAAGCUGGCAGACCCUGUGACCCCAGUGGAGACCAUCCUGCAGCGCUGCAACCUGGAGGAGAUUUCCAACUAUUAUGGCAUCUCUGGGUUCCAGACCACUGAGCACUUUCUGACGGCAGUGGCCCACCGUUUGGGGAAGAAGAAGAAGGGAGGCUUAUACAGUCAGGAACAGGCGGCCAAAGCUGUCCUAGCUGACUGGGUGAGCGGGAAGAUCAGCUUCUAUAUACCACCACCAGCCACUCACACUCUGCCCACCCAUCUCAGUGCUGAGAUCGUUAAGGAAAUGACCGAGGUCUUUGACAUUGAGGAUACUGAACAGGCCAAUGAAGACACCAUGGAAUGCUUGGCCACUGGAGAAUCUGAUGAGCUGUUGGGUGACACGGACCCACUUGAAAUGGAGAUCAAGUUGCUGCAUUCUCCGAUGACGAAAAUAGCAGAUGCCAUUGAAAAUAAAACCACCGUGUAUAAGAUUGGAGAUCUCACUGGGUAUUGCACCAAUCCGAACCGUCAUCAGAUGGGGUGGGCUAAACGCAAUGUGGACCACCGCCCUAAGAGCAACAAUAUGGUGGAUAUCUGCUCAGUGGACCGCCGCCCAGUGCUGCAGAGGAUCAUGGAGACGGACCCCCUGCAACAGGGCCAGGCUCUGGCAUCUGCCCUGAAAAAUAAGAAGAAGAUGCAGAAACGUGCAGAUAAAAUUGCCAGCAAGCUGUCUGAUUCCAUGAUGUCUGCUCUCGACCUCUCUGGCAAUGCUGAUGAUGGUGUUGGUGACUAAUCGACUGAUCUCACUUCCCUUCCACUCCAAGCACCAGUGCCGGUGGUAUGGGGGAAUACCAGUGAAAUAGUUUGGUUCUCCCUGAAGCAUCUGCAUAUUGAAAGAACGCUUUCCCCACUAUGUGUCUUCUCCCCCUCCUCCAGUAAAAACAGUCCCGGCUAGGUGCUGUGGCUCACACCUGUAAUCCUAGCACUUUGGGAGGCCGAGGUGGGCAGAUCACCUGAGGUCAGGAGUUCGAGACCAGCCUGGCCAACAUGGUGAAACCCCGUCUCUACUAAAAAUACAAAAAAAAUUAGCCGGGCUUAGUGGCAGGUGCCUGUAAUCCCAGCUACUUGGGAGGCUGAGGCAGGAGAAUCGCCUGAACCUGGGAGACUGAGGCAGGAGAAUCGCCUGAACCAGGGAGGCAGAGGUUGCAGUGAGCCCAGACGGCACUAUUGCACUCUAGCCUGGGUAACAACACGAAACUCCGUCUCAAAAAAAAAAAAAGUCCCAAGGGGCUGCAGCUGCCAAAUCCAAUACCCUCUAUUUAACCCCUACUCUGUUUUACAAGAGAAGUAAAAGAAGUAUCAGCAGAGCUCAGGUGCUAACACCUGUUGAGGGCUGACCUACAAAACUCUACCUACAAAACUCUCUUAGACAGGUGAAUAUGCUACUAGAAGUUAGGUUGCUGGUAGACCUGGGGGUCCCUGUGGGAGGGUGAUGGUUUCUUUACCACCCCACAGGAGAUUUCAGUGGCAAGGCAUGCCUGCAGUGGGCUUUGGGCCAUGCAUCUUCCAAGUUCAUAGGUCUUCACCUGGGUGGCAGUGAGAGAAAGCAGAAAGUAAUGAGCCUCCUGUGUCUCUGGAAGGUUCUAGGAAUAGGGUAGAGGGAAGAAGAGAACAAACAAGCCUGGCUUGUGCUGAAUUAUGGUAGGCACUACCCUGUUUGCGUGAAGAGAAAACAAAGCAUCUGUUAGUAGGGAGGCUUUAGGGGGAAGCCCCGUCUUGGGGGCAUUUCUGGGCAGAUUGUGAAUUGGAGGAAUCUCUUUAACUGAAGUACUCUGGCUGGACCCUGCCCUUGUGUGACCAUGUCGCCUAUUGCACCAGCAUUUGAAUUCCAUGGCUCAAGAGGGUUCUGGUACCAUUUAUUCACAGACUGUAUCCUCGAGAGAACUGCUAUAUAUGGGAGUGUACCAGCCAACUCCUUUUCCAGUGUCUGUAAGUCACCUCAUUAAAGUACAAUUAGCUGUCUCCUCUGGGAGAUCCUACCCCAUCAGACAAGGGCAGUGAGCCCGAGCAGUGCCAGAGGCCCUCAGAAAGGGACUAGGGUAGGUGAUUGCAACUGAAACACAAUCUUCUUUCUUUGCCAGGGUAUUUUGGGGGUUUUGCCCAUGACUUCACUUCCCAGCAAUUUACUUGAGUUCACACAUUUGAAGUGGGUGGGCAUAGCAUUACUGCAGUCUUGGACGUCUACCCCAAACUUCCACACCAUCCUUCGACCCACAGCUGCACCUUUAUUUAUUUUGCUCUGUCACCCAGGCUGGAGUGCAAUGGCGUGAUCUCGGCUCACUGCAACCUCUGCCUCCCUGGUUCAAGUGAUCCUCCUGCCUUAGCCUCCCGAGUAGCUGGGAUUACAGGCACCCGCCACCACGCCUGGCUAAUUUUUGUAUUUUUAGUAGAGACGAUGUUUCACCAUGUUGGCCAGGCUAGUCUCGAACUCUUGACCUGAAGUGAUCCACUCGCUUCGGCUCCCCAGAGUGCUGAGAUUAUAGGUGUGAGCCACUGUGCCCGGCCCCACAGCUGCAUCUUAACCUUGCCUUUGCCUCUGCCUCUCAAGCUGGUACCUCCUAAUUUACAUCCUAAGAGUGGAACCAUGUGACAAGGACUGGAGUGCCAUUGGCUGCGGGCUGUUCAGGCAGGGAAGUACAAGACCACUCUUGUAUUCAGGGGCAACCAAAGGAGAGAAUUACGUACUUGUUGAGUACAAACUGCACCAAGCCCUGGAGACCCAUUACCACCUUUAACCCUCAAUACAGCUCUGCUAGUAAGGGAUUCAUCUCCCCAAAUGAAAAAAAGAAGUAAUCUCAGAAUGUUGGCCAAGCAUGGUGGCUCACACCUGUAAUCCCAGUUAUGCAGGAGGCUGAGGCAGGAGAAUCACUUGAACUCAGGAGGCGGAGGUUGCAGUGAGUCGACAUCACACCACUGCACUCCAGCCUGGGGGACAGAGUGAGACUUCGUCUCGGGGAAAAAAAAAAAAAAAAAAGUUGACAGCAUGGCCAGACCCAAGUGGGCAUAUUAAGUGGUGGUGCUAGGAUUGGAACCCAAGCAUGAUUAAAACCAUAUGCAGGCCCUUUCCUCUGUAUUGUACUGCCUCCUUAACAAAGGAAGAUUGAUUAAGCCCCUACUUUGUGCCAGUCUCUGUUAUCAAGUCUGUUAAAUGCAUUUUUUCUUUUUUGGUUUAAAAAACUCUUUAGUUUCUUAAACUACUAGUUUUUAGUGUCUUGCUAAAACUACACUCAGUGCUCUUGAAUAGGCUACAACUUAUUUCACACUAUCUCAUUGAACUCUCCUGGUAUGUAAUAGUGUUAUAAUGAAAAAAUUGCAUACCAGGACAGCUAAGUCUAUUUUGCAAUCAUACAGCGUUUUGUAAUUUAGCAUUUAAAAUACAGACAGUCCCUGACUUUUGGUGGUUUGAUGUAGGAUUUUUGGUGGAAAAGCAGUAUACAUUCAGAAUGCACCUCUACUUAUGAUGGGGCUACUUCCUGGUAAACCCAUUGUAAUUUGCAAAUUACGGGUUUAUCAGGAGGUGGCCCCAUCAGUAAUGGAGAAGUGCUGGGAGGUAAAUAUUAGAAAUGGAAGUAUCUAAAUGAGUAAGAAACAGCAUGGGAGCAUAAUUUGGCCAAAAUCAAAGAGAACUAAAGUAGUCAUGUCGGCAAGAAUUUGGGACUGCAGGCCAGUUAUGAUGGCUCUCACCUGUAAUCCCAGCAUUUUGGGAGGCCAAGGCAGGCAGAUCACUUGAGGUCAGGAGUUCAAGACCAGCCUAAACAAUAUGGCGAAACCUCAUCUCUACCAAAAAAAUACAAAGAUUAGCUGGGCAUGGUGUCUCAUGCCUGUAGUCCCAGCUACCUAUGGGGCUGAGGCAGGAGGAUCUCUUGAGCCCAGGAGGUCGAUGCUGCAUUGAGCCGAGAUUGUGCCACUGCACUCCAGCGUGGGCAACAGAGUGAGACUGUCUCAGGGAAAAAAAAAAGAGGAAAACAAAAAAGAUGUUGGGAGUGCAGUUUCUCUACCUACAGCAUAUCUCAAAGGUUUUUUUUAAAAAAGUAUUUUCUUUUUACCUUCAUUUUUCAAAACAAUUAGGGUUCAAUUUACAUAUAGUAAAGUUCACUCUUUAUAGUUUUAGUUAUGUGAGUUUGUACAAACAUAUAUAGGAGUGAACCACUAUCACAAUCGAAAUAUAGUUGCAUCACCCCCCUAAAACUCUACAGGCCCUUUUGUAGUCAACUCCUAUCCCCAACCCUCAGAUUCUGCUAACCACUGAUUUGUUUUCUGCCCCUAUAGUUUUGCUUUAGCAUGACUGUCAUAUCAAUAGAAUCAUACAAUGAGUAGGCUUAUUUUAUGCCUUCAGGUUUUGAAAAUUAUAAACAUUUACAUUACAGUAAAAUUCACUCUGGUGGACAGUUCUAUAAAGCUCUGAUAAAUGUGUAGAGUUGUGUAACCACCAAUGCAACCAAGGUACAGAAGCCUGUCCCUACCAAAUUCAUUCCUGCUACUUUGCAGUCAAAACCAGUCCCCUACACCCAAACCCUGGCAGUCACUGGUUUUUUUCUUCGUUCUUGUUGUUUUUUUUUUUUUUUUUGAGACGGAGUCUAGCUCUGUUGUCCAGGCUGGAGUGGUGCAGUGGCGUGAUCUCUGUUCACUGCAACCUCCGCCUCCAGGGUUCAAGCGGUUCUCCUGCUUCAGCCUCCCGAGUAGCUGGGAUUACAGGCGCCUGCCACCACGCCCAGCUAAUGUUUGUAUUUUUAGUAGAGAUGGGGUUUCACUGUGUUGGCCAGGCUGAUCUCAAACUCCUGACCUCAUGAUCCUCCUGCCUUGGCCUCCCAAAGUGCUGGGAUUGCAAGAGUGAGCCACUGCGCCUGGCCUUUUUCUUUGUUCUUAGGUUUUUGUCUUUUUUUUUUUUUUUGAGACAGAGUCUCACUCUUUCACUGAGGCUGGAGUGCAGUGGCGUGAUCUUGGCUCACUGCAACCUCCACCUCCCGGAUUCAAGCGAUUCUCCUGUCUUAGCCUCCUGAGUAGCAGGGACUACAGGUGCCCACCACCAUGCCAGGCUAAUUUUUGUAUUUUUAGUAGAGGCAGGGUUUCACCACACUGGCCAGGCUGGUCUUGAACUUCUGACCUCAAAUGAUCCACCCACCUCGGCCUCCCAAAGUGCUGGGAUUAUAGGCAUGAACCACCAUGUCCGGCCAUAUAUUUUCGUCUUUUGAAGAAUGUUACAUAAGUGAAAUUAUAUGGUAUGUAGCAUUUUGAGAGCGACUUCUUUUGCUAUGAGUAAUACAUUUGAGAUUCAUCCAUAUUCCUCAGUAUAUUAAUAGUUCUUAUUUCUGAGUCACUCCAUUGUGUGGAUUUACUACUGUUUAUUCCGCAGUUGAAGGAUGUUUAGGAUCUUUGCAGUUUUGGACAAUUACAAGUAAAGCUGCUAUAAACAUUUGUAUGCAACAUUUUGUGUUUUCAUUUAUCUGUAGUAAAUACCUAGAGUUGGAUUGCUGGGAUAUAUGGUAAGCAUAUGUUUGACAUUUUAAGAAACUUCUAAACUGUUUUUCAAAGUGGCUGUACCAUUUCACAUUCCCAUCAGUAUGAAAGUUUCAGUUCCACAUCCUUUCUAGUACUUGGGGGUGUCAGUUUAUUUUUUUAAUUUUUAAAUUUUUUUAUUAUUUUUUAUAACAUUUAAAUAGAGAUGGGGUCUCACUGUGUUGACCAGGAUGGUCUUGAACUGCUGGCCUCAAGUGAUCCUCCCAUCUUGGUCUCCCAAAGUGCUAGGAUUACAGGUGUGAGCCACCAUGCCUGGCCAGGUUUUUUGACAUUAGAUAUGUAGUGGUAUCUCAUCGUUUUUAUUUGCAUCCUCUAAUGAUUUGAGCAUAUUUUAUAUGCUUAUUUGCUAUCUACAUAUCUUAUUUGGCAAGGUGUUCACAUCUCUUGCAUAUUUUGGAUAGUUUUAUUAUUUUUGAAUUUUGAGGAUUAUAUGCUGGAUACAAGGGGUUUUUUUUUUUUUUGAAACAGAGUCCUCACCCAGGUUGGAGUGCAGUGGUGCAAUCUCGGCUCACUGCAACCUCCGCCUCCUGGGUUCAAAUAAUUCUCAUGCCUCAGCCUCCUGAGUAGCUGGAAUUACAGGCGCACGCCACCAUGCUUGGCUUUUAUGUUUUUACUGGAGACGAGGUUUCACCAUGUUGGCAAGGCUGGUCUUGAACUCCUGACAUCAAGUGAUACACCCGUCUUAGCCUCCCAGAGUUCUGGGAUUAUAGGCAUGAGCCACUGUGCCUGGCCACUGUAAACACUGUCUUUUUUUCAUUAUGGGAAAGCUUUAUUGACACAUUUGUUUUUAUUUUUAAAAAUUAUGGUAAAAUACACAGAACAUAAACGUUACCAUCUGAUAUGGUUUGGCUGUGUCCACACCUAAAUCUUGAAUUGUAGUUCCCAUAAUCCCCACACAUAUGUACCACAUUUUCUUUAUCCAGUCUGUCGUUGAUAGGUAUUUAGGUUGGUUCCAUGUCUUUGGUAUUGUGAAUAGUGCUGCAGUGAACAUAUGUGUGUGUGUGUCUUUAUGGCAGAAUGAUUUAUAUUGUGCAUAACCAAAACCAAAACUGUACUUAUUAAACAAUAACCUCCCAACCCCUUCUGCCCACAACCUCUGGCGACUGCCAUGCUACUUUCUGUCUCUGAAUUUGAAUACCCCGAUAUUCAUAUAAUAUUUAUCUUUUUGUGACUGGCUUAUUUCACUUUGCAUAAUGUAUUCAAGGUUAAUCUAUGUUGUAGCCUGUGUCAGAAUUUCUUUUCUUUUUAAUGCUGAGUAUUAUUCUAUUGUAUGUAUAUACCACAUUUUAUUUAUCCAUUCAUCCACUGAUGGACAUUUGCGUUGCUUCCACCUUUUGGCUGUUGUGAAAAAUGCUGUUAUAAGGAUGGGUAUGGAGAUCUCUCCCCUUUUUUUGAGACAGGUUCUCACUCUGCCACCCAGGCUGGGGUGCAGUGGUGUGAUCAUAGCUCACUGUAGCCUCGACCUCCUGGGCUCAAGCGAACCUCCCAUCUCCGCCUCUUGAGUAGCUGGGACCACAGGCAUGUGCCACCAUGGCUGUUAAAUUUAUCAAUUUGUUCUUCUAUGGAUCAUGCUUUUUGUGUUACAUCAGAGGAGUCUUUGUUUAACAUGAGAUGAUAAAGGUUUUCUCCCAUGUUUCCUCCUAAAAGUUUUAUAGUUUUAGGUUUUACAUUUACCAUUUUGAGUCAAUUUUUGUAUAUGGUACAAGGUAUGAAUCUAUGCUUUUUAAAAAAAUACGGUUACCCAAUUUUUCUAGCAUUAUGUGCUAAAACUUUGCUAAAGUCGCUUAGUUCUAGUAGCUUUUUUUGCAGAUUUCACCAGACUUUCUGCAUAGACAAUCAUAUCUUCUGUGAAUAAACAUGGUUUUAUUUCUUCAUAUCUAA
This is a messenger RNA of Symphalangus syndactylus (siamang), 8681 nucleotides long. RefSeq names its product G protein nucleolar 3 like (gene GNL3L). Lineage: Eukaryota; Metazoa; Chordata; Mammalia; Primates; Hylobatidae. Gene Ontology annotation, molecular function: GTP binding. Gene Ontology annotation, cellular component: nucleolus. The record is from RefSeq and is a predicted model, not a curated record.